Rhagoletis pomonella (apple maggot) is the source of this 2870-nucleotide messenger RNA. RefSeq lists its product as uncharacterized. The record is from RefSeq and is a predicted model, not a curated record. Lineage: Eukaryota; Metazoa; Arthropoda; Insecta; Diptera; Tephritidae. The transcript is spliced from 7 exons. Bases 328 to 2223 code for a protein of 631 amino acids.
UGGCAGCACCAAAAGAGAAAUCGCCGAUAACAACAACUCUAGUUUCCGUGUCUGAAUGCAGAAUAAUGUGCCUUGUACUGAUAAAUAUUUGUUGUCAAAUUGGUCAUCAUGUGCAGUUUUUUUGUACAAUGCAGUAUAUAGGCUCGAUCACCGGUGGUGCAGUGUAAAACAUAAAUAAAACAAUUGAUAAGUGUGAUGACCAGUAGCGUAGGAAGCAUUUCGUCUGUUUACACAACAAAUAUACAUACCAAGGUGCGAGCGCAACACAAUCGAUCUUGAGCCCAAAAUCUUUCGACUGGUUAAACAAUAAAGUGAUACAAAUGCGAUAUGUUUCGGACUGACAAAUCCAACAAAUUCGACUUGGGUGAAUUCAAGAGGAAGCUUAAACGUAUAGCAGAUGGCAGCAUCCUGUCCUAUCGACGGAUAUUUCUGCUUCUAUUGGGGGUAUGCGUAUUUUUCUAUAUUUUGCCACCAAUUUUCCGCUAUCUGUUUAUGAGUGCGCCGGAAGUAAAGGAUCCACAUGUGCAGUGCAUGGAUGAUCGCUUAACUCCAUUUUUUCUGCAAAACUAUGAAUUCGAUGCCAAUAUACGUCAUGUGCCACCGCUGCCUGGAGAACGUAAUUUCAUACCUUACGUAGGCAAUGGCUACAUUGGCACGGAAGUGGCACAUGACGCCUCCUUGAAUAUCAAAUCCGGUCGUUCUAUGCAAUUGCCUAUGCAAUUUCACCCGGUUGUCUCGGUAGCGCAACGCAAUGAAGCUGGGCGGGAAGCGACGGUAGUUGAGUACCUGUCUGGAGUUGUGCAUAGAUUCCAAUGUUUUUCAAAUUACUUUGUUGCCUAUACCUACUACGCACACCGUACACAUCCGAGCAUCUUAAUGCAGGAAAUUAAAAUAACAAAUACUAAAAAUACUAUAGAGGAAGUGGAACUAAUUUUUCCACGUAUUUAUUUUCAAACACCCACUACACAUGCCAUCAAAUUAGGUUCAUCAACACAAUCAACUGUACUUAGAGAUUUUGAAGUAACCACUGGCACCAUUUUAGUCGAUGCUGACGAUCCCUCUAGUAUUAUUGUAGUGAGCGUCGUUAAACCACAAAUGAACCGCAUUGUGCAGCUGAAGAAGCGUGGCGCUAUCACCAUAGUAUUUCCUAUCGCUGUACAUUAUUCACAGCCUAUCACGCGUGACAAAUUUUCGGAAACGUCACAAGAUGUUGAAAACAAGGCGGUACAGGCUAUGACAAAAGUUUUGCAAAAAUUACAAAACAAACCAGACACACAAAUAAAUACGCACACAUUUCGCCAAGAGCAUGUUAACGUUUGGUCUGAUUUAUGGGCCACGGGCUUCAGUAUUAGCACAUCUAAAGCGGAGAAUAGUUUGAACGGUGAUCGUAUUAAUGCUUCCAUGUACGCAGUGCUAUCUCAAACACGCAGCUAUGAAUAUGAAGAGUUUGUUUCGUUGAAAUCGCCUAGUAAACAAGAAAUAGCCAAGGCAUUGACUUAUGCCGAAGGCUGUUAUGAUUCAUAUUACACGUUACAAGCGGAAAAUCUUUGGUUGAGUGCAGAAUCUUUGGAAAAACUGAACAAUUUGGUAUCAUCAUGGAUGGUCACUUUGGAGAAACAGGGUUGCCACAAUCUGAUACGUGCUGGCGCUUCAGGUGUAAUACAAGCUAUGGUUUUGAGCUUUGGCAGUUUUCGUUUCAGCAAGCAACACUUGGAGUGUAAUAUGCAUCCAAAGUUUCUACAUCGCGACUUUCACUUUCGUCGCUUGAACUAUGGCAAUAAAACGCAUCUAAAUGUCUCCAUCACAGUUACCGACGAUAAUAAAGCGGUAAUUAAUGUAGCGCUUGAUCGUUCAGAUCGUAGUUAUUAUGCCUGCGACGGUGGUUGCUUGGAUGAACCAGUUUUGCUUACUCAAAGUCGCCGCCAAUUUCCGGUAAAAUUAACCGAACCGCUGACUGCAAUUUUAUAUAUUACAGAAGAUAAACAACACAUGGAGGAGCUCCACAAAGCUAUACACGUUAAAGAAGUAGCCGAAGCUCCUGCACAUGAGCAACAUCUAAUUGCGUUACAUAGGCAUGGUCAUCAAUUAGGCGGUUUGCCUACACUUUUCUGGGUAUCUAUUUGUGCAAUAAUUAUAGUAUUUCAUGCGUUCCUAUGUAAAUUAAUUAUUAAGGAAUAUUGCGAACCUUCGGAAAAGUUAAGAUAUCGCUAUAAUAAACCAUGACUAUGAAAAAUGGGUGUGUCCAUUGUAUGUAUAUUACAAUUAUAGUUAGAGUAAAACCCUUUGAACUUAAAAUGUAUGUAUAUAUCAAUUGCUCGUUGUGCUUUUUUCUUAAUUUUUUUAAUAUGCGUAUGUAAACGUAAACAUACAUUAUUAUAUAAUUUAGAACAUUUUUCAUUGUAUUCACGAAAAACUUGCAGCUUAAUUACUUUUAUUUAUAUAAAACGAUAUUGCGCUAUUAAGAUAUUUUAGCGAACUAGUUUAUACGUGCUCAAUGUAUGAAUAAAACAUUUUUAGAAAAUUUAGUAUUUCUCUUAUCGUCAUUGCGAAAAGUACUAGCUUAUAAAUUUAGAGCUUUAAAAGGGAAGUGAAAAAAACUGCUCAAAAGAUGUUAAUAAAUCUCGCUUUUUGAAUGAGUGUAGCUGAUGGCAAACUAGCGGUUUAAUUAACAAACGCACUUAAAAAGAUGACUUGCAAAAUAAUUAAAUAUAUUGAAAAUCGGUCCAUUGCAUUGAAAUUACAAUAGUACGUAAUUUUUCUUGUGAAUUUAGCGAGCAUGACAAUAAAAUUAACAAUGAUAUCAAUCGACAGUUUUCUAUAUUUUAAUGAAAUAAACAUGGAUUAGCACUACCUAGUAUGUUGUAAAUUAA